This is a messenger RNA of Acanthosepion pharaonis, 3102 nucleotides long. Lineage: Eukaryota; Metazoa; Mollusca; Cephalopoda; Sepiida; Sepiidae. The record is from the annotation of a GenBank genome assembly.
AUGUACCUGCCGAGACUGGAUUUGGACAAUUUUGCUGUUACACCCUAUCUAUCUAUCUAUCUAUCUAUCUAUCUAUCUAUCUAUCUACAUAUAUAUUCAUUGAGUUUCUUUCUUUCUUUCUACCUGUCCUCAUCUAUCUAUCUAUCUAUCUAUCUAUCUAUCUAUCUAUCUAUCUAUCUAUCUAUCUCCAAGCUGUUCAUAUCUAUCUAUCUAUCUAUCUAUCUAUCUAUCUAUCCCCAGGCUGUUCAUAUCUAUCUAUCUAUCUAUCUAUCUAUCUAUCUAUCUAUCUAUCUAUCUAUCUAUCUAUCUAUGCCCAGGCUGUUCAUAUCUAUCUAUCUAUCUAUCUAUCUAUCUAUCUAUCUAUCUAUCUAUCUAUCUAUCUAUGCCCAGGCUGUUCAUAUCUAUCUAUCUAUCUAUCUAUCUAUCUAUCUAUCUAUCUAUCUAUCUAUCCCAGGCUGUUCUAUAUCCAUCUAUCUAUCUAUCUAUCUAUCUAUCUAUCUAUCUAUCUAUCUAUCUCAUUCUAUUUAUAUCUCUCUAUCAGUGUAUCUUCGUCUCUAUUUUCUUGUCUGUCUAUCGUUUAAUCAAAGGCCAGCAAAGCAACUGCCUACUAAGCGUACUGCGUUCUCCUUGUACGAGAUGUUUAUCACGCUAGUGAUUGAGUCACUGAAUUCUAUCCCGCCAUAUUCACACUCACUGCACACUCAUUUUUCUUUCUUUGUAAUGCUUUUUCGCUCUUUUCUCUCUUUCGUGGGCGCCCACGCCACCUUACGGAUGAAAAGAAAAUUAGUUAGUUAUCUUAUCUUGGUAUCAGCACCGCCAUCAUUAUCACUCAGCUCUUCUUGCCAAGGACCUUCCAGGCCAUGCAAAAGUCGUCUUUCUUUUUUCUUUUUUCUUUCUUUUUUAAACUUUUUCUUAUCUCAUCAAAGACUGAGACUUUCAAAAGUUCUUUUUUCCUUUCUUUCUUUCUUUCUUUCUUUUUCUUUUAAACCCUUCCUUUUCUUUCUUUUUCUUGACAAGAAAAGAAAAUUCCUUUUUAAUAUCUCCAUUUCCUUUCUUUCUUUUUUUCUUUCCUUUUUUUCUUUCUUUUUCAUACGUUCUCCUUUCCUACUGAGUCGUCCUUUCUUUCUUUCUUUCUUUUUCUUUCUUUUUUUUUCUACGUUUCCUUUCCUACUGAGUCGUCCACUUCUUCUUUCUUUUCUUUCACUUUUCUUUUUUCCUUUUUCUUUCUUAAAGUCCCUUUCUUUCUUUCUUUUUCUUUCUUUUUCUUUCUUUUUCUUUUUUCUUUCCUUUUUUAAUAUCUCUCAUUUGAUCGUCCACUUUCUUUCUUUCUUUCUUUCUUUCUUUAAACCCUCUCCUUUUCUUUCUUUUUCUUUCCUUUUUAAUAUCUCAUCAUUCAUACUCGUCCACUUUCUUUUCUUUCUUUCUUUUCUUUCUUUUCUUUUCUUUCUUUUUUUUUCUUUUUCUAAUUCUCCUUUUCUUUUUUUAAUAUUCAUCAUUUUUCUUUUCCUACUGAGUUUUUUAAUAUCUUUCAUCAUUCAUACGUUCUCCUUUCCUACUGAGUCGUCCACUUUCUUUCUUUCUUUCUUUUUUUUCUUUUCUUUCUUUCUAAACCCUCUCGUCCACUUUCUUUCUUUCUUUCUUUCUUUUCUUUCUUUCUUUUUUUUUCAAACCCUCGUCUUUUCUUUUCUUUUUUCUUUCCUUUUUUUAAUAUCUCAUCAUUCAUAUGUUCUCCUUUUCCUACUGAGUCGUCCACUUUUCUUUUCAUUUUCUUUUCUAGGUCGUUUCUUUCUUUCUAAACCCUCUCCUUUUCUUUUAAACCCUCUCCUUUUCUUUUCUUUUCUUUUUUUUCUUUCCUUUUUUAUUCUUUCAUCAUUCAUUAUACGUUCUCCUUUCCUACUGAGUCGUCCACUUUCUUUUUUUCUUUCUUUUUUCUUUUCUAAAACCCUUUCCUCUUUCUUUUCUUUUCUUUUUUCUUUCCUUUUUAAUAUCUCAUCAUUCAUUUCUCCUUUCCUAUUCGUCCACUUUUUCUUUCUUUUUUCUAAACCCUCUCCUUUUCUUUCUUUUUCUUUCCUUUUUAAUAUCUCAUCAUUCAUACGUUCUCCUUUCCUACUGAGUCUCGUCCACUUUCUUUCUUUCUUUCUUUCUAAACCCUCUCAUUUUUUUCUUUUUUUUUUUUUCUUUUCUUUCUUUUUUAAUAUCUUUCAUCAUUCAUACUCGUACGUUCACUUUCUUUUCUUUUCUUUCUUUCUUUCUAAACCCUCUCCUUUUCUUUCUUUUUCUUUCCUUUUUAAUAUCUCAUCAUUCAUACGUUCUCCUUUCCUACUGAGUCGUCCACUUUCUUUCUUUCUUUCUUUCUUUCUAAUUUUUUCUAAACCCUCCUUUUCGUUUUUCUUUUCUUUCUUUCUUUUUUUUAAUUUUCUCAUCAUUCAUCAUACGUUCUCCUUUCCUACUGAGUCGUCCACUUUCUUUCUUUCUUUCUUUUUCUUUCUUUCUAAACCCUCCUUUUCGUUUUCUUUCUUUUUUCUUUUCCUUUUUUUAAUAUCUCAUCAUUCAUACGUUUCUUUCCCUUUUCCUUUUCUUUUCUUUUUUUCUUUCUCGUCCACUUUCUUUCUUUCUUUCUUUCUUUUUCCUUUUUUUUUUUUUUUUCUAAAUCAUUUUAUACGUUCUCCUUUCCCUCAUCCACUUUCUUUUUUUCUUUCUCUAAACCCACUUUAUAAACGUUCUCCUUUCCUACUUUUUUCUUUUCUUUUUUCUUUCUUAUGUAAACCCUCCUUUCCUUUUUCUUUUUUUUCUAAAUUCCUUUUUUUUUCUUUUAAUACCAUCAUUUAUAUUCUCCUUUUCUUACUGAGUCGUCCCUACAAACCCUCUCCUUUUCUUUCUUUUUCUUUCCUUUUUAAUAUCUCAUUGUUUCAUGUUCUCCUUUAUAAAAUUUCAAAGUUUCUUUCUUUCUUUCUUUCUAACCCUCUCCUUUUCUUUCUUUUUUUCUUUGAUUGCUUUCUUUCUUUCUUUCUUUCUUUUGUAAUACCACCGCUCUCAUUAGUUUUCCCUGUCCUUCUUAUAAAAUUAAAAGCUGAUUCUCUGUGUGACGUUGCAUGCGUGUAG